AUGGCUUUUAAAGGAAAGUAUCCAAUAAGAUCAAAGAUUGUGAUAGACAACAAGGUAUUGGAGCAGGUGUCUCAGUUCUCAUAUCUGGGUUGUGAAAUUAGUUAUAAAGAUGAAUUGGAUGUAGAGAAGAAGGUAGGAAGGUUCCAAAUGAUUUGUGGAAGUAUCAGUCGGACAUUGGGAAAGAAAGCUACCACAAGCACGAUAAUGAAAUGUUAUAAGACAAUGGCAGCUCCACUACUACUCUAUGGUAGUGAGUCGUGGGUAACAUCAAAGCCACUUGAGAGUAAAGUGCAGGCAGCUGAGAUGAGAUUUCUUCGCAGAACUAAGGGCUGUGAUAGAAGAGAUCACAUCAGGAAUGAGGAUUACGGAAAGAGCAGAAUAUCUUCUGCCUGA
This is a messenger RNA of Nilaparvata lugens (brown planthopper), 393 nucleotides long. RefSeq lists its product as uncharacterized. The record is from RefSeq and is a predicted model, not a curated record. The coding region runs from base 1 to 393 and encodes 130 amino acids. The transcript has a single exon. Lineage: Eukaryota; Metazoa; Arthropoda; Insecta; Hemiptera; Delphacidae.